AUGGCUCGCUCCUCGGGUGUCCUUGCAGGCGGCCUACUGGGUGCUGCCUCCCUGGGAGGCCUGGCCUUCCUGGCACCCGGCUCCACAAGCCGACAGGUCGAAGUGCAAAGGGAGGUCGCUGUGGCUGCGCAGGCCCCAGGCUUCCUGGCAUCCACGUCCAGCACCGGCAGCGCGGCCCAGGGCGUCACGGGCGCCUUGGCCGUGGCCGGCUUGAGCGUCGCUGCCGUGAGAGGCGCAUCUUCCGCAUCCCGCCAGAAGGGCAUCAAGCCUCGGGCGGCCAAGAGCGUCGUCGCCUGCAACUCCUUGGCAAAGCUGAAGAUCGACGAAGUGGACCUCAAGGACCAGCGCGUCUUCAUCCGCGUUGACUUCAACGUGCCCCAGGACAAGAAGGACCCGAACAUCAUCACCAACACGGCCCGAAUCGAUGCGGCCCUGCCCACCAUCAAGUAUGCCCUCGACAACGGUGCCAAGUCCGUGGUCCUCUGCUCUCACUUGGGCCGCCCCAACGGCCAGAAGGACGAGAAAUUUUCCAUGAAGCCGGUGGCCAAGGUGGUCGAGGAGAAGUUGGGACGGCCUGUGAAGCUGAUGAACGACGUGGUUGGCGAGGAGGUCGAGGCUGCGUGCGCGGACCCCGAGCCGGGCACCGUGAUCCUGCUGGAGAACUCCCGGUACUAUGUCGAGGAGGAAGGCAAGGGCAAGGAUGCUGAUGGCAACAAGGUGAAGGCCGAUGAGAAACAGGUGAAGGAGUUCCGUGCCUCUCUGGCCAAGCUGGCGGACAUCUACUGCUCCGAUGCCUUCGGCACUGCCCACCGUGCCCACAGCUCCAUGGUCGGAGAAGGCUACCCCGUGAAGUGCUCUGGCUUCCUCCUGGCCAAGGAGCUCGACUACUUCGCCAAGGUGGUGGACGCGCCCACGAGGCCGGUGUGCGGCAUCCUCGGAGGGGCGAAGGUCGCCGACAAGAUCCAGCUGAUCAUGAACCUCUUGGACAAGGUUGACAUCAUGAUUAUCGGAGGAGGCAUGGCGUUCACCUUCAUCAAGGAGGCCGGCGUGGACAUUGGCAACUCCCUCUAUGACGAGGAGGGUGCCAAGCUGGUGCCGGAGAUCAGGAAAAAGGCCGAGGAGAAGGGUGUGGAGCUGAUCCUGCCCGUGGACUUCGUGUGCUCCUCCAAGUUCGGAGAUGAUGGCGAGAUCCAGGAGGGCGACAUGAGCACGGGUGUUCCCGAGGGCUUCUUGGGUCUCGACAUUGGCCCAAAGUCCAUCGCCAUGAACGACGAGGCCAUCAAGAAAUCCAAGACGAUCGUUUGGAACGGUCCUAUGGGCGUGUUCGAGAUGGAGGCCUUUGAGAAGGGGACGAAGCAGAUGAUGGAGACCAUCGUGGCGGUCACCAAGGAGGGUGCCGUCUCAGUCAUCGGUGGAGGCGACACGGCCACUGCUUGCAAGAAGUACGACACCGUGGACAAGGUCUCCCACUGCAGCACCGGCGGUGGGGCCUCUUUGGAGCUACUCGAGGGCAAGCUCCUGCCCGGCGUGGCCGCUCUGGACGACUCCAAGGCCCUGGCAGACGCCUAG
This is a messenger RNA of Symbiodinium sp. CCMP2456, 1569 nucleotides long. Lineage: Eukaryota; Dinophyceae; Suessiales; Symbiodiniaceae. The record is from the annotation of a GenBank genome assembly.